Molecule: messenger RNA, 3381 nt
Organism: Gambusia affinis (western mosquitofish)
Lineage: Eukaryota; Metazoa; Chordata; Actinopteri; Cyprinodontiformes; Poeciliidae
Product: protein sel-1 homolog 3
Exons: 23
Coding region: 60-3122 (1020 amino acids)
Molecular function (GO): protein binding
Source: RefSeq, a predicted model, not a curated record
GAUUAGAUCCGGCUCUUUAGUUUCUCUGCAGCAGAAGGUUACUGCCGGCGCUGUGGGACAUGGCCUUUCAUACGUUGUACAAACGCAUCUGCCAGUUUUUCCUCGGCAUGCAGAUUGUUUGCGCUCUGUACCAGGUGAAGCUCCUGAAUCCUCCAGAGGAAGUUCUCCCUGACCAUCUCCUGAGAGUUUUCUACUCUUGCGAUGGGGCAGCUACCGUACAGCUGGACUGUGUGGUGUCGUUUGAAACUGGCUCAGUCUCCACAGUCCGUAUCAGACGGUGGAGUUGUGUCCCCGGCAAUCCUGUAAUAAGGACCAUGAAGCUGAAUCUGCCAGACUGGUUGGUUUACCAAGCAGACGGAAUCGUUCCGGAGUCCCACAGGGUGCUGAGUUGUUUGCUCCGAGCCUCUGUCACAUACAGUGGUUCUGAUGAUACUAAACGGUCCAAGGGUUCUCAGGAUGUGGCGUUCUUGCUGCCCACACCCUUCUUCAGUCGCCCUAUCAAGCAGCAUCGUCUCUGCACUGCGUGGAGUAAACAAAUGUUACAAUUAACUCAGCGGUUUUUACAGAAAAAGUGUCCUUUAGAGCAAGAAACCAUCCAUCUUCUGUCUGCACUCUAUGCUUCAACUGGAGAAAGUUUUGGAAUAACAAAGAGCCUGGACCCGUACAGGAACGAGUUGCUGGAGCACUUCCGGGUUAAAGCCGUCCCUUUUCCUUGGUGUGAACUUUCUCUGUGGGUAUUUGUCAGAAGAUAUUGCAAGCACAAAUUGUGUGGACUGUUUUAUCACAUUGAUUCCCAUAACAAUUAUGCCACACCAGCACUUUUCCUAACAAAAUCAGGCCAGCUGCACGUUCAGAUAAGUGGAGCGUCUGAGGAAUCCUCUGCGUUUCUCUCCUCGUUCACCGUGCCUUUAAACAAGUGGUGCCAACUCACUUUGACCUUACAGGGCAGAACUGUCACCGUCUCCUUGGCGUUUAUGGACAACGAGGAAAGAACGGUUAAAUCUUCAGAGUACUUGUUGAGUCAUUCUGCCCUGUUGGAUGACACAGAGGGGUAUUUUGUGAUUGGUGGAGGGAAAUUCGUCCAAGGCCUGGAGGGUUAUUUUGGACCAGUGGUUUACUACCGCAACAGAGUUCCUCACAGUCUGUCUGACGUAGCUGUUCCAGAUGUUAUAAAAAAUGUAAACCUGACUGGAUGGCUGCAGAGCUGCCAAGAAUUUCUUUUUGACAUCACCGUCAAGAUCAGUGGUUUCACCCUCAAAGCCAAACAGAGAAAAAGUGGGACUCGUUUGGCUGUUUUCCACGACCGGAUGGGAAGGGAUCUUUCAAAUCCCCGGUGUGAGCUUUGGGAGGAGGCGGCAGCUCACAGAAAACUGGCCACAAAACUAGCCAAGUUACUGGUUUUUAAACAUGGAGGAACGGCAGUCAGCCCGUCCGCUGUGGGAAGAGCUCUGUACUCCUUCUCUGUCCAGAAGAUGAGUCAAAUGGGCAGCAGUGCAGCGGUCAGCAAAGUCUUACCUCUGCUACUCCAAGCUGGCUGCCUUGCUGAUAACCACGCCCUACACAUGUCAUCUGUGCUCUACAGCUCUGGUCUGGGAGUCCACAAAAAUCCCAUUAAGGCCUGGCUGCUUGCCCUGCUGGCUGCACAAAGGGACCAUCGGCUGGCGCUUCUCCAUCUCGGUCAUGUCCAUCAGCGGGGGCUGCAUGGUCUGCCCAAAGACCCAGAUCUGGCUUAUGCCUAUUACGCAAAUAUUGCCAAACAGACAACUUUGGACCGUCAUAAUCCCACACCACAGCAGACGUUUGUGGAGGAUGUAUAUCUGAACGACGACGAGGCUUUGAACAGUCAGACCAACGAGGACCAUCACAUCUUUCAGUGGCUGAAGCUUCAGGCCCGCAGAGGGGCGGCUGACGCUGAGCAAGCUCUGGCCCGGAUGCUCUUCUGGGGUCAGCAAGGAUUGUCUCCAAACAUCCAAGAGGCUGUGAAGCAUUACAGAAGAGGAGCUGUUCAGCUGGAGGACCCAGUGUCUAUGUAUGACUAUGCAAUAGUACUGCUGCUGGGUCAAGGAGUUGAGAAGGACGUUCCAAAAGGCGUCACGUUCCUCAAGAAAGCAAUGGAGCAGGGUUUUGUUCCUGCAGUCAACGCCCUGGCCUGGUACUAUGAGCAGUUUGAGAAGGAUUACCAGCAGGCGGUGGCUCUGUGGGAAAAGGCCGAUCUCCUUGGUUCUCCGGACGCCCCGUUGAACCUCGGUAUCUUGUACUCGCAGGGCUUGUAUCCAGGAAAACCUGCUGACCAGCAUGUGGCCUACAAGUUCUACCUGAAGUCUGCGGAACGAGGACACUUGCGCGCAGCGGUUUUCCUAGCCGACGUCUGGGCCACGGGGAUUCCCGGAUACGUCGAGAGACGUCCAUCAGAUGCCGUUUCCUGGGUGAAGUGGGCAGCUGAGCAGAACGGCUACUUGGGCAGCGUCCUACGCAAAGCGCUGGACUCCUACCUGAAGAGUGACAUGUUGAUAUCUUUGGUGUUUUAUUUGAUGGCAGCUGAAUCGGGGUAUUCUCCUGCACAGUUCAAUGUGGCAUACAUUUGUGACCAAAAUGCGGCUGGUUUCCUGGAUCCUGCUUAUGCCACACGCUGCAUGUGGCGAUAUUACAAUCUCACAAUCCAGAGUGAGAAACCAGACCCUUACGCCUUUAUCAGGAUGGGUGACCUGUUGUAUGAAGGGUCAGACAGCAGGGAGAAAGACUUCUCCUCUGCUGCACACAUGUAUUCACUGGCGGCCUUAAGGAACGACCCACAGGGUUGGUACAACCUUGGCUUGCUUGCUGAGGACGGUUACAGACUGCCGCUUCCCGUACUGAUUGAUCUGGGCCUGUCUGAGCUGUACCUGGCAGACAAGAAUUUGCUUCUCAGUACUUUGUACAAAAGAUGCAGAGACUCAGAUGACGCAGAUUCGUAUUUGCCCUGCAGCCUCGCUCUGCUCAAAGUAUUUUUGCGAUCAUUUGAAAAGCACUACGUUGCUGCAGUCAUUAAGGUCUCCGUUGCUGUUGCUGUGGUUGCGACUCCAACGUUGCUUGUGAUCGUCCUUGGCGUGUUGAGGAGACGCACGGACGACCCAGAGUCUUGACCCAAAUCUGACAGAAUGCACAGAAAGCAAAUGGAUUAUUUAGUGUUUACAACCAAAUUAUCUCAGGGUCAUCAUGAAUUUGAUGUCUUUUAGAUUAUUUUAUUUUAUUGAAUUAAGUCAUGUAAAAAAAAAAAACUGUAAAGAAACUGAAAGAGUCUCCAUUGUGUUUUUUCUAGUCUUUUUGACUCUCCAGAGUCUUGCAUAAGAUUGCAAUAAUAUUUUAUUGUUUUUUAAAUAAACAAUUUCUGUUGUUUGAAAA